Messenger RNA from Pyricularia oryzae 70-15, 3036 nucleotides. RefSeq lists its product as uncharacterized. Bases 848 to 2851 code for a protein of 667 amino acids. The transcript has a single exon. Lineage: Eukaryota; Fungi; Ascomycota; Sordariomycetes; Magnaporthales; Pyriculariaceae. The record is from RefSeq and is a predicted model, not a curated record.
CCUUGCCUGCCUCCCACUCUUGAUCUGACAAUCCGUCAAUCGCCCACUCAACCCGCAACAAACAACUUUUUUUUUUUCCUAACCGCAACAACAGCGAGCAGAUCGAGCAGGAUAACAAAGCGCGCGACUUUGCAGCGCAAUUUCCUGUGUUUCCCCCUUCCGAUUGCCAAAGCUGCUCUUUGUUUUCUAUCUUUUCACCUUUUUUCCACGUUUACUUUCGCGCACUCAUUUGUUUUGCACUGCGCAAUCACACCUCUGCCCAUUUCUACCCCUUUUAAUAACAUUUGAUCGGUCGUCGAGGCUUUUACUAGUUCUCGCACCUUGCUGGCCUACUUUUGCGCUCGGCGGAAUUUUUUUUCUUUCGUCGCUUUUGGGCCCAAAGAAGCGCGACCCUGGGCUCGCUCGGUAUUUUGGGUUUGCCACAUCACCGCUGCCUACUGCGCAGCCGCCUCUGCGUUUGUCAUCUUUUAUAUCUGUGGUUUUCUUUUUAGAGCUGCAGCCACACAUCCUUCAUACUUGAACCAACAAAACACACUUGGGGCCACCACGAUUAUUCGGUCAUACGUAGGGAGACUGCUCAGUUACGUCAGCGCCUGCCUGCUUGCCUAGACUGCGCAAAACCCACCCCGACUUUGAAGGCGAUCUUGUCGCACCACCACCACCUUCUCUCUCCACAUUUAGCUCAAAUCACUCAUUUAUUCAUACGUUGCAACAUCGUCCACCCCAACUGUAUAAUAACCCCCAAAGUCACCGCCAUCACCAACCACACCGGCGGCAAAACUCUGGAUCACCUCCAACAACACACGGUGAUCAAAGCAUCAUCGUGAAUUCGACACUUCUCUCACCCAUGUUCGCUUUUUGGACCAAAGAUUCAAGGGGAAGUGAAAAGACAGUGGAUGCAACCCUGCCUAUGCCACUUUUCGCAAAGCCAGUGCAGGCCUAUCUGGACUCAACUGCUGCCCCAAAAGCUUUCCGAAGCCCAGAAAAACUCAAGAGGAAAAUAUCAAGUGUCGACAUUUCGCCCCUUGCCUUUCCUAAUAAGCGUACCAAGAUCGAGUCGCGCGACAUAACGCCUCCCGCAGAUGAUGUCGGCGCGCCCUGCGAGGCGCCGGAGCCCGCGGUGGCCGGCAUACCCGCAGUCGCUGGGGGUGUGACUGACCAACCAAGCCCUGACACUAGGCAGGUCCAAGGUGUUAUUCAGUUUCAACUCAGCCUGGAAAUACUGAACAAGCACAAUGAGCUGCGGUUAAUAGACCAGGAGCUGGCCAAAUGCCAGAUCGCUCUUGAGCAGUUGCGCAGAUGUCACCUGAUCCCUUACCCCGUCACGUGUCCCACACCCGAACAGAUGCUGGACAUCAGCAGCGGCAAGGGCCCUGCCAUGCGCAAGCGUCCCGGCGAACCGGUGCCGGAGUGGGCCGCCCCCUAUGGAGUAGUAGACGGCCCCUACGCGCGCCACUAUGCCAAGUGGCUCAUCCCUGAUCCCAAGUUCGAUGGCCUUCUGCCGGCCUGGCAGGGACUGGGCGGCCAGGCCAGCGCGCCAGUGAGUGCGACUGAAGGUAGGACGACAAGGAACAGCGUUGGUGAAAGCGUCGCUCCGGGUAACUCUCGCGGCGCUCGAGCGUCUGCGGGUUCCAAGCUGCAUUCACUCAACACAGGUUACGCCCAACCGAAGCAGAAGGCGCCUUGUGUCUUGAAACGUUCCGACGGGAAAACGGUCAAGCUUGUAUGUGUCGACUGUCACCGCGAGAACUUCAGUAGCACCCAAGGGUUUAUCAAUCAUUGUCGAAUUGCUCAUAAGCGGGAUUACAAGAGCCACGAGGAGGCUGCAGUUCACUGUGGGCACCCAAUCGAAGUCGAUGAAGUAGCCGGAUCCGGUGUCACUGGCGGUCUCGCUGCCACUGGCUCCAGUGCAGGGCCCAGUGCAGCGAGCGCCACUGAGGAUCGAGUAGUUGGAGCAGGGCCUUCACCCGCGGUUCCGGCUUCUGGCCUGGUUCACACUUUUGCUCGGACAGAUAUGUCAGAACAAGAAGCUUUUGCUUCUCUCGAGACUCGCUUGGACGCCGCUCUCAAGUCCUACACUGAGCGCAAGUUGCCUCUCCCAGUGCCACAGGCCUCUUCCACCAAGACGGAGCACAGGUCGACUGGCAGUUCUUCCGUCAGCGCACCUGAGGCUCCGCACCUUUCUCGGUUGUUGAUGCGCAAAGAAUUGAGCAUCGACUUAGGUCUGCAUGUAGCAGACGCCAAAACUAAAGAAGAUAUCUCGGAUAUGUACAUGGCUGAUGAUGACGAAGACUCGGAGGAGGGCGAGGAAGCUGCCAAGACUCAGUUUGGUCCCGCUGUCAGCCGCACUCCGGGCGUCAUGCGCAUGCCGGCGAGAGCUCCAGCUGCUUCCGCAUCAGCGCCUUGCGCCAACGGUGCCAAGGGAUGCUCUACUCACAUGACACUGGAUACACCCAUAGCUACGCCUACAACAGAAGUCUCACAGCCGGCGGUCCUUUUCGAUGACGAUAUGGACGUCGAAUUGAGCCCCAACACUCUGGUCAGCAAUAACGCACCGUCCCUUGUUAGCGAUGAUAGCGAGUACGAUGACUCGGACGACGGUAGCUCGUCGGACGUCAGUGAUAGCAUGGAUCAGGAUUCAGUCACCGAGAUAAAACUCGAGGACGAACACGACCUGGCGGCGCGCGUGAUCGGCAAGGGCUCGUCGGCGGUCAACCUGAAGAAAGAGGAAGCCAGACACGUGACAUUUGUGAGCCCUGUACGAGGUGCCGGGAAAGAAGGCCGGCGGAGGAAGAAUAGCUCACGGCAGCAGUCGCGCGUGCAAGGAGACGCCAGGGACGUUUUGCCCUGAUGUGAUGAGCUCUUGAACUCGUAUUUUUGUACUUGACCUUCUCCGUCGCUCUCGAGGAACACGUUAUUGAGGGUCCUCAUACCAAACUUUUCACUGUUUAUACAAAUUAUUAAUGCGGCCUGGCGUUCAUUUGACGUCGGGAUUACUUGUACAUAAAUGAAACUUUGAGGAUGGUCGAGCGAAUA